CAUGCCACUGCAGCCCAGCCUGUGUGACUGAGCCAGACCCUGUUUCUAAUACAUGAAUAUAGAAGGACUGGAUAUCUCAAUUUCAAAGUUCAGAUUUUCAGAUGAGAUUAAACAAUAAAUAAAUAAACAAGACCCAACACUAUGCUGCUCACAAGAACCACAUUUUAGAUACAGACACAACAUUUAGGCAAAAGUAUAGAUGUAAAUGUGCCAUGCAAAUACUAAUCCUAAAAGAGUUGGUAUGCCCAUAUUAAUAUUAGAUAAAGUGGUCUUCAGAACAGGAGUACUGCCAAAGAUAAAGGUGUCGAGUCAUAAUCAAAAUAGGCCAGUUCAUAAAAUUAACAAUCUUAAAUGGGUGAACCUAGUGAAACUUCAAAAUGUGUGAAACAGAUAUCAACAGAGUAAAGGUGACGAUCAUCAGAUCUACUUUUCAAGUGUAUGUGGAACAUUAAUCAAGAUAGAUUAAAUACUGGACCAUAAAAUAAUUCUCAAUAAAUAUAAAAGGAUUUAAAUCAUAGACAGUUUGUACUCUGAGCAAAAUAGGACUAAAUUAAGUCAAUAACAAAAAUAUAUUCAGAAAAACCUUAAUAUUUGGCAAUUGAGCAAAUAACUUUUAAAUAAAAAUGGAUAUAGGAAUUCUCAGAUCUAUAUUUAAAUUUUUAAAUUGUGUUAAAAUUUUAACUUUAAGUAUAUAAUUCAGUAGCAUUAAGUACAUUCCCAGUUUUGUACAACCAGCAUCUUCAUUUCUAUCACAAACAGAAAUAAAGUACCCAUUAAACAAUAACCCAGCAUUGCUACCUCUCCCCAGUCUCUGGGAAACACUAAUCUUCAUUCUAUUUUCACAAAUUUGCCUAUUCUAGAUAUUUCAUAUCAGUGGAAUCAUACAACAUCUGUCCUUUCGUGUCUGGCUUACUUCACUCAGCAUCAUAUUUCCAAGUUUCACCCAUGUUGCAUGUAUCAGAACUUCAUCCUCUUUAAUGGCUGAAUAAUAUUCUAUUAUUUAUGUAUCAUAUUUGUGUAUCCAUUCAUUUGUUGAUGGACACGGGUUGUCCGUGCCUUUUGGCUAUAACGAAUAACGCUGCAAUUAACUUGGGUGUAAAAAUAUCUGUUCCAGACCCUGCUGUCAAUUUUUUUGUGUGUGAAUAAUACCUAGGAGUGGAAUUUCUGUUUCUCUGUGUGAUUCUGUGAGGAACCACCAAAUUGUUUUCCACAGCAAGUGCAUCAUUUUCUAUUCCUAGCAGUCAGUUCACGAGGGCUCCAAUUUCUCCACCUCUUUAGCAACAUUUAUUUUCUGUGUCGUUGUUAUGAAAGCCUUACUAGUGGAUGCAAAGUGGCAUCUCGUUUUGAUUUUGUCUUGCAUUUUAUUAAUGAAUAAUGGUGCUUAGCAUCUUUUCUUGUCCUUCAUAGACAUUUAUGUAUCUUCUUUGGAGAAAUGUCUAUUCAAGUCCUUUGCCUAUUUUUUAAUUGGGAUGUUAGAAAUUCUGUUGUUGAGUUGUGGGAUAUUAAGCUUUUAUCAGAUACACACUUUGAUUUUAUCAGAUACGUAUUUUCUCACAUACUAUGGGUUGUCUUUUCAGUCCCUUGAUGGUAUCCUUUGAUGCAUAAAGGUUUUUUAUUUUGAUUAAAUCUAAUUUAUGAGUAUUUUCUUUUGUUAUCUGUGCUUUUCUGUCAUACUUCAAAAUACACUUAAAACUCAAAGGUCAUAAAGGUUUACCUUGUGUUUUCUUCUAAGAGUUACAUAUUUUUAGUCCUUACAUUUAAGUCUUUUAUUAAUUUAUAAUUAAUUUUUGUAUAUACUGCAAGGUAGGGUUCUAACUUCUCUCUUGUGCACUGACAUCCAGCUGUUGAAGAGACUGUUCUUUCCUCCCUUGACUAGACUUGGCCACCUUGUUGAACAGUCAUUGACCAUAUAUGUGAGGACUAAUUUGUAGGAUCUCAAAUCUAUUCUAUUCUAUUGGUCUAAAAGUCUAUUGGUCUUAUGCCAGUACCACACUCUCUUGAUUACUGUAGAUUUGUAAUAGGUUGUGAAACUGAAAAAUGUGAGUUUUCCAAUAUUCUUUUUCAAGACUGUUUUUGUCUGUCAGAUCCUUUGAAUUUUUGUAUGAAUUUUAGAAUGAGUUUCUUUGUUUCUGCAAAGAUGCCUUUGGGAUUUUGAUGGUAUUGCAUUGAAUCUGUAGAUUACUUUAGAUGGUAUUGUCAUCUUAACAAUAUUGUCUUACAACCCGUGAACACAGAAUGUCUUUCCAGUUAUUUCCACUCUCUUUAGUUUUUUUCAGCAAAGUUUUGUGUAUACCACCAUGAUUAGAUUUAUGCCUGAAUAACUUAUUCUUUGAUGCUAUUAUAAAUGGAAUUUUUUAAAUGUUUUCAUAGUUCUUUACAACUAUAUAGAAAUAUAGCUCAUUUGCAUAUGUUUGUUUUGCAUCCUGCCUCUUUUAUUAGUUAUAAUCGGUUUUGUGUUUUGUUUGGAGCUUUAUACACAUAAGAUCAUGUGUAGAUAUAAUUUUACUUCUAUUUUUUAUUUCUAAUUUAGAUGCCUUUUAUUUCUUUGUCUCGCCUGAUUGCUCUGGGUAGAACUGCCAAUGCUAUGUUGAAUACAAGUGGCAAAUGCACCAUCCUUGUCUUGUUCUAGGUGUUAGGAAAACAGCUUUCAGUGUUUCAUCAUUGAUCAUGAUAUUAACUGUUGGGUUUUUAUACAUCCCAUUGUCAGGUUGCAGAAGUUCCCUUCUAUGCCUAGUUUAUUGAGUAUUUUUAUUAUAGAAGGGUAUUGUAUUUCAUCAAUGUUUUUUCUUCAUCAAUUGAAAUAAUCAUGUGCGUAUUCAUUUUACUGUUACAGUACAUUAUACUGAUUGAUUUUUUUAUAUGUUGAGCCACCCUUGCAUUUUGGGGAUAAAUCUCACAGGGUGAUAGUUUACAAUCCUUUGAUUAUACAGUAUUGCUGCUAGUAUUUUGGUAGUAUUGCUAGUAUUUUGCAGAGAUUUUUGCUUAUAUAUUCAUAAGGGAUAUUGUGCUGUAGUUCUCUUUUUUGUGCUCUCCUUGGCUUUGGUAUAAGGAUAAUGCUAUUAUCAAAAAAUGAAUUAGCAAGUAUUCCUUCUUCACAUAUUUUGUCAGAAGACUUUGAGAAGAAAUGGUAUUAAUUCUUCUUUAAAUGUUAGGUUGACUCACCAGUUAAUGCAGCUAUUUGGUCAUAAAUGUUUCUUUGUUAAUCGCUUUCGAUUACUAAUUCAAUCUCUUAGGUUAUAGGUCUAUUCAGAUUUUCUCUUUCUUCUUGAACCACUUUAGUAGUUUGUGUCUUUCUAGCAAUUCGUCCAUUUCAUCCAGGGCACCUAAUUUGUUGUUAGACAGUUGUUCACAGUAUACUCCUGUAAUCCUUUUGUAUUUCUGUAAAGUUGGUAGUAAUGGCUCUGCUUUCAUUUAUUAUUUUAAUAAUUAGUCUUCCAUCUUUUGCUCAGUCAAUAUAGUGAAAGGCUUGAUCUUUCAAAUAAUCUAUGUUUAUUUAUUCUACUGCUCUCCAACAUUCUAUUUUAUUGAUUUAUGCUCUAAUUAUGCUCUUUAUUAUUUCUUUCCUUCUGCUAGCUUUGGAUUUAGUCUUUUUUUGUUUUCUUCCAUUGCCUUUAGGUAUAGAAUGAGGAUAUUGAUUUGAGAUUUCUUCUUAAAUGUAGUUGUUUAUAUCCAUACAUUUUCCCUUGAACUCUACUUUCACUGCAUUCAAUAAGUUUUGGUAUGUUUUGUUUUUAUUUUGUCUCAAGAUAUUUUAUAAUUUUGCUUGUGAUUUAUUUUUUCACUCACUGGUAGUUUAAGACUGUAUUGUUUAAUUUUCACAUUUUUGUGAAUUUUCCAGUUUUCACUUAUUUAUCUGUUGUUUCUUCCAUUGUGGUUGUAAAUUAUAUUUUGUAUGAUUUCAAACUUUUAAAAAUGAUUAGGACAUAUUUUGUGGACGAAGAUAUGGCCUAUCCUAGAGAAAGUUCCAUAUACACUUGAAAAGAAUGUAUGUUCUGCUGUUGUUGGAUGGACUGUUCUGUAUAUGUAUAUUAGCUCUCAAUGGUUUAUACUGUUGUUUAAGUCUUGUAUUUCUCAUAAAGCUUCUGUCUGGUUUUUCUAUCCAUUAAUUAAAAUGAGGUAUUGAAGUGUCCAACUGUUACUAUAGAACUGUGGGUUUAUCCUUUCGAUCCUGUUAAUUAUUUCAGCUUUACUGAGGUGUAAUAGAGAAAAUUGUACAUGUGAUGCGUUUAUAUGCACAUUCUGAAAUGAUUACCAAAAUGAAGUCAAUUAACAUGUUAAUUACCUCACAGAAUAGUUACCUUUUUGUGUGCAUGCCUGGGAUAAGAAAACUUAACUCUAUCCCCUGUGACUGCAGAGUGGCCAUUCCAGCUGCUCCAGGCUCCAGCAGAGGAAGACCGGGUCAGGUGGCACCAGCAGGAGGGCCCUCAGGUCUGGCGCGCACGCAUUCCAGAGGCCACCCAGACCAUGCUCCGCCGCCUGGGCGCCCAAGCUGCAGUCGCCCUCUGUGUGCAGGCAGCAGCUGCCUGGCAACCUCCGAGCCCGCUCGCGCUCCCAGCAUCGCAGAACCAGGGCCAGGUGUCCCAGUGGCUGCAGCCAAGCCAGGCAUUCUGCCCAGCGGCGGCUGCACAGGAGCAGAACCGAGAACCCGCCGCUCAACCCCACACGGGGUGACUGCCGAGUGCCCAUGCCAGCGGCCCCAAUCCCCCUCAGGUGGAGGAGUGGGCGGGAGGCACGACCUGGGGGCCCUCAGGCUGGGCGCGCUGGCGAUCCCGAGGCCGACCAGGCCAUGCACCUCCAGCCCGCCUGGGCACCCAAGCUGCAGCCGCCUUCUGUGUGCAGGCAGCAGCCUCCAGGCAACUCUCGAGCCCGCCCGCACUCCCCACAUCUCAGAACCAGGGCCAGAUGUCCCUGUGGCUGCGGCCAAGCCAGGCGGUCUGUCCUGCAGCAGCUGCACAGGGGCGGGAACCGGCCCUCAGCCCCAUCCCCGGUGGUUGCAGAGGGCCCCUGGCUAGAGGUCUCGAGCUCUGGCAGAGGAGGAGCCGGGUGGGGGCAGGGUCUGGCGGGCUCUCAGGCCAGGGGCACUCGCGAUCCAGAGGCCGCCCAGGCCAUGCUCCACCACCUGGGCGCCCAGCUACAGGCGCCAGGCAACUCCCAAGCUGGCUGGCGCGCCCAGCCUCGCAGAACCGGGGCUAGAUGUCGCUGUGGCUGCGGCCAAGCCAGGCGGUCUGCCCGCGGCGGCUGCACCGGGGCAGGAACCGACCCUCAGCCCCAUCCCCGGUGGCUGCGGAGAGCCCCUGCCAGCGGCCCCAUCUCUCUUCGGAGGAGGAGAGGAGCGGGAGUCACGGCCAGGCGGGCCCUCAGGCGGGAAGGGAUGCGCGCCUGCGAUUCCGGGAUGUCCUGCGCGAGCCCAGGAGAACCCGCAAGCCAGCGGCGCCUGCGCCCGAGCUGCAGCCGCCCUCUGCCGUCCACGCGAGCUCGAGAGCGGCUCCCGGAGUCCGGGCUAGCGCCGAGCUGCAGGCGCGCGCCUAACCGCUUUGCUGGGCUCACGCGGUCUGAGAGGUCGGAGCGCCCAACUGCUGGCACGCGAGUAACGGCUUAG
Messenger RNA from Homo sapiens (human), 5599 nucleotides. RefSeq lists its product as uncharacterized. Bases 4685 to 5599 code for a protein of 304 amino acids. Lineage: Eukaryota; Metazoa; Chordata; Mammalia; Primates; Hominidae. The record is from RefSeq and is a predicted model, not a curated record. The transcript has a single exon.